CCACAUGGGUGGUUCCCCGUGCGGGUUGUGCUGUGCAGUGAGGCGUUAGCAUGGCACCACCCUGGUCCCCCAGAUUGCGUGGCUGCUAUGAGGCUUCUCGAGAAAUCUGCAUCUGUCGUCGUUGUAGUGUUGGAAGGGGGAGCAGACGGAAGGGUGGGAUGCGACGCGAUGCGAGAAACAUCUCGCAUGCCGACGACUCGUUAUUGUCAACUGGGGAUCAGCAGAUUGCCAUCAGCCGCACAUCACGGCUCCGAGGGUUAUCGUUCUGCACCUGACUCCUUUUCUUAGAACCAUGGACGAACGGAAGCGCGUUCCUGAGGCGCGAUCGCCCUUCCUCCUCCGUUUAUCGGCAGUUUAUAUUGAUCCCGUACCCGGAGAGUUGAACGUAUUCCGCGGUGACUUGCGUCGAGUUGACAGGCAACAAGCUAUAAUUUCUAUUCAUUCAAGCUUCUCAUCGGCGCACGUCCCCUCACACGUUCGGCUCACCCCCCAGAAGCGUCUGAGCCACCGCGGCAGUUCAAUCCGUCCAUCUAGCACCUCAACGGCCGGAUCAUCACCUUCGACCUUUGUUGCCCCUGAGUCCUCACUGCCCAGAGUUAUUCUGUUCACAGGUCGCAGGUGGACGGCGCGGCGGGAACCAUCGGGCGGUCCUGCUGCUAAGCAUUGCGAGCGCCAGAUCCUGAACGCAAUUUUCGCCGCCAAUACUAUUGACAAUGGCGCACCGCCAAGCCUGCCGCGGCCAUUCGCCGCUUCCCUGCUCUUCUCGGCCCUGCUCGCUCGCCCUUCUCCUGUUCAUCGUUUCAGCCGCCGCAGCCUCGGUCCCCUCCGUGCAAGCCAUUCGGCCAAACGAACUGCUUCGCGCUAUUUCCGCCGUGAAGACACAUUACCGCUUCCGACCGUACGCGUUUCGUCUGCCGUUUCCGCGAAGUUCACAAACGUCGCCAAUGGCUGGAGGUGGAGGUGGAGGGGACGGGGGCGGCGGUGACGGCGGAAAGGGAAAGGAAGUUCCUGCUUACGUCAAAUUUGCUGAAAGCCUCUUGCUGGCAGCAGCAGGAGAGGAAGGCCCCAUAACGAUCCUCAUUCCACUGGACGUUACAGAAUACUUCACUACCAUGAAGGACUACAGUGCAGAGCAGCGCAACGUGAUACUGAAGUACCACAUGGUACCGAAACAGUACAAGUUCAAGAAGCUGCAGAAGGAGAAAGCAGGAUACAAGAUCAAAACCAAGGCGGAGGGGCAAAAGAUAUCCAAGAUGACUGGAGAUGCGUUCCCAGCCAUUGUGCUGAUGGGGAAGAAGGGCAUGCCCUCGAUAUUGGUGGGGCCAGAUAUAUUUAUAGGUGAGACCCUGGCCAUUCACCUUGUAACAUCUAUGCUAUUUCCCAAGUUUGAGUAAACCAGAGCAGGAAGUUACGGUACAGCCUAUUUGUGUGUUAGUAGAACCCCCCUUUGAUUGUGAAUA
This is a messenger RNA of Closterium sp. NIES-67, 1460 nucleotides long. NCBI's taxonomy places the organism in Eukaryota, Viridiplantae, Streptophyta, Zygnematophyceae, Desmidiales, Closteriaceae. The record is from the annotation of a GenBank genome assembly.